Messenger RNA from Poecilia latipinna (sailfin molly), 2482 nucleotides. RefSeq lists its product as uncharacterized. Lineage: Eukaryota; Metazoa; Chordata; Actinopteri; Cyprinodontiformes; Poeciliidae. Bases 229 to 1797 code for a protein of 522 amino acids. The record is from RefSeq and is a predicted model, not a curated record. The transcript has 15 exons.
UAUUUCUGUAUGGCAAAUCAGUGGCUUAUAUGAAGUAAUGUUUUUUGAUGGGGUUUUCUGACCUGUUACUCAUGAGGGGAGAAAUGAGUUAAGGUGCCCGAAAGAGGAAGAAAAAGCAAGUCCUGCUUUGUUGCAAAACGAACAAAAGAAGAAGUGCGUUGCUUUCUAGUGUCAUGCAAGAAAAGCAGUUUGCUGCCCGUCGUCACACGGCGGUGCUCUGAAGGCAAGAUGGCAGGAGCUGUCCGCAGAGAGCCAGCAGAGUUCAGCAUGGACUACGUGAAUCUGCCUGAGCCUUCGGUUACAACGGCUGCUGGAGGAGGAGACAAGGGGAACCAUCCUGCACCAGGGACAAAGUUACUCAGGCUGGUUGGAGUUAGCUUUGGACUCCUUUGCAUCCUACAAGUUGCUGUCAACGUCUGUCUCCGCCUGACACUGUUCAAAUCCAACGGCCAGAUAUCACCAACAGGACACGCUUGCAUAAAUGAAACUGACAAGCAGAGUCAGCUGAUCGAGCGGUACAUCCAGCGGGGAUGGGUGCGUUUCCAUUCCAGUCUGUAUUACAUUUCUUUCGCCAGGAACACGUGGGAGCAGAGCAGACAGUUCUGUCUGCAGCGAGGCGCUGAUCUGGUGAUUAUAAACACCAAAGCAGAACAGGACUUCACAAGACAGUUCAACAGAUUCACGUGGCUCGGACUUCAUAAUGACACCAAGACGGGGAAGUGGACAUGGGUGGAUGGGACUCUGCUGACCGAUAGUUUCAAAUUCUGGGGGCCUGGAGAACCAAACAGUUACGAAGGCAAAAACGAAAACUGUGCGGAGAUACGGUUCUUUGAGCUGGAAGACAGCUGGAACAACAUACCGUGUGAAGACCAAAACUUCUGGAUCUGUGAGAAAGAGAAACACCGACCAUUUGAAGAAGUAAUUCCUGUAAGAAAUAAAUUGAGGCUGUUCAGUUUAUCCAAGAUGGCUCUGCAUGAAGAUCAACAUGAAAUGUCUGCUAUAUAUGAUAACAUCAACAAUCCUGUUUCCAGCAACGAUAUUCCAAAGAGCCUCUCAGGUGAAGACAGCAACGCCUCUUCUGCCACGUCCGGAGUUCAACUGUACAAAAUUGGCACAGUUGCCUUUGGACUUCUAGCUCUUCUUCUGCUCGGUCUUGUCAUUUUCCUUGCUUGCUAUAUGGAAGUGAGAAGUAGAAACUUUACAGAAGAGAGAAGUGAGCUCAAGAAGACACUGAAUGACUUAGUUUCAAAGCAGAAUUCCUUGACUGAAGAGAGAGACAAUUUGACGAGGAAAAACUCUGAUACUGAGGCCAGAUUAACAGCAAUCUCGCUGGAAAGAGAUGAGCAGAGGAAGAGCCUCAACAUUACAGAUUCCCAGCUUCGCUCAGUGACUGAAGAGAGAGACAGGUUGAAGGGGAAAAUUGUUCAACUAGGAUGGAGGAUUUUCAGAGGCAGUGCGUACUACAUUUCUUCUACAGAAAAGACUUGGCAGGAAAGCAGAACCUACUGUCAGUCUGUAGGUGCGGACCUGAUGAUUAUCAACAGCAAAGAAGAACAGGACUUUGCGAACAGUUUCCAGACGUACAUGUGGAUCGGCCUAACUGACUCAGAGACGGAGGGAAGAUGGAAAUGGGUGGAUGGGAGUCCACUGACCACAAGCUACUGGAGAGAUGGUGAGCCGAAUGGCAAGACAGUAGAAAACUGUGGUGAUAUAAAGACUUUCACUGCAGAGAGAAGCUGGAAUGAUGAAAACUGUUCUCACUCACUUAAAUGGAUUUGUGAAAUGAAGCUUUCCUAAUAGUAGUGCUUGCUGUCGCUCUUAUUGUGACAAAAGGUUAGCUUUCGGUUACGCGGCUGCAGCAUGUUUUAGAUUCCCUCAUUGUGUUAAACUAAUUCUCAUUACAUUAUGUUUUUUUAAUCAAUGUCCUUCUUUUCAAAGUGCUGAUAUUUAUUUCUUCCUGCUCAGGUCAGUUUUAUACUAAAAACAGAUUUGGUCAGAAAGGUUUUAACAAUAUUAAAAUAAGCCAAAAAAUACGGAAAAAAAUACAGGACAAUUCAGUAAUUACGAGUAUGUUUCCCCAAAAGAAUAAAAAGUGUAAGAAGUGUGAAGAAUCAUUCAUUCUCUUUUUUUUUUUUUGCUCUGAACUCGACCAACAAAAGUUACAAUAGCAGUUGUAUCCCAUCAUUUGAAAAACUCUCACCAAUUUAUGUCAAUUUACGUUUUGAAAGUUCAGUCAAAGGAGAAAGAAAACGUGUAUUGAAAAGUGUUUUUAAGUUUUACCGUCAUAACACUAAGUAGAAGGUUUCUCUGAACCAACUCAAGCUACAAUCCUGAUUUCAGAAUUAUAGCUUGAGCAGAACUAAUGUAAUUAGCUGCAACAAAUGAGUAAUGUUUUUAAGUUGGUUCGAAGAAACAUUUUUUCCAGUGCAGGAUGUCCUUGAGUUAAGCAAUUAAAAGCUAAAUAAAGUACAGUGCUUUUAAA